This is a messenger RNA of Exophiala dermatitidis NIH/UT8656, 894 nucleotides long. RefSeq lists its product as uncharacterized. The coding region runs from base 1 to 894 and encodes 297 amino acids. NCBI's taxonomy places the organism in Eukaryota, Fungi, Ascomycota, Eurotiomycetes, Chaetothyriales, Herpotrichiellaceae. The record is from RefSeq and is a predicted model, not a curated record. The transcript has a single exon.
AUGGCUCCCAUGGCCAAAAUCGUUCUCUUGUUUUGGCUAGCCGUCAGCCUGGCCAAUAUGGUUCAAGCACGAUGGUUCGAGCGAGCAUGGGUACAACAAGACACCAUCUCAAAUCCACCUAUGCCUCCUCCCUACACGCCGUCAAUGGCCGCGACACAAGAUGCCACUGUACCAACCGUUCCAUCAUCAGUGUUGCAACACACAACACCACCAAUCAACCUUACUUUUCCCAGUACCAAUACCACCACCAGCAACUCCAGCCACCUCCACCUCCACCGCCGCCAAUGCAUCUGGAACGAGCACACACUCCAAUGGGACUGCGACUUCCGCCUUCCCACCAUGUACGAGCUAGUAUCGCACUACCGAGACGGACACGACGCAGGGCGAGCAACACGCGAAAGCUCAGUCUGGUUCUACACCAACCUGCCCAUGCAACCGGCCGAAGAGCGAGCGCAGACCUUCCUAAACAUCCUGGGGUAUCUCAUGAGGAGCGGGAUAGACGCCUACUCGGUGAUCGACGGAACCAAUCGAUUCUGGCUGAGGACGCAGAGGAACCAUAUAACUUCCCACUUGGCGGAAUAUUGGGCUGCAAACGCCGUUCUGCGACCUGGAGAGGACGCGGGGAACGUCUUUGAUUGGUGCUAUUACCAAGCCGCGGCGGCUGCAACGCUCAAUCCGGAUGCCUAUCUGUUCACCCGUUCAGACCAAGCGUGGCGCUGGAACAGCGUCUGGCAGUGGAUCGAGUAUCCGCAGCUCGCUAGGAAUCUUGACGUCCAGAGAAUCUGGAGAAUUGAUCCACGGCCGGAGUCGCCUAGUUUCUGUGAGAGGCGGUUGCUUUGGAGUAGAGAGAGGAGAGAUCCGUUGCCACCGAUGCCGUGGGUUUGUCCUGUUUGA